ACCCCUGGAUAUACCAUACGAGGGAUCAAUAAGUACCCCCUGUCGAUCGGUCACACCCCUGUGAGCCCAAUAUCUUGCUCAGGUGAACAGAAUAAUCCGUAGUCUAAGAAUUUGUAUGAAACACGUCAGACAGCACUUGACCCAACGACAGAUUGUAUUGUAUUGAGCAUCACUGAAGAGACAUUAUUUGUCGAAAUGCGCAUCUGGUUCAUCAAAAUUGGUACCGUAUAAGUUUUACAUUAUGACCCCUGGGUCGAGGCCUCUGCUGGUGGACUGUUAGUCCCCGAGGGUCUCUACAGCCCAGUAGCUAAGUACUUAGUUACUAGCUUGAAAAUACGGAUGUAUAUUUAAUUGCUGUUAUAAAAUUUAGAAAUUCAUUUCAAAAUUAAGGAUUAUCUCCCUCAUGCAUAGCUCUUAUCCUUAGACGAAUUUGACUCCACUUUUUUUGGCACGCUGUUUACCCCUAUAAUAGCUCUAAAACUUCAUAAUUGUUAUUUCGGAUUUCAAACAUUUCGGUUGAGCAUCACUGAUAAGACAUUAUUUGUCUAAAUGCGCAUCUGGUGCAUCAAAAUUGGUACCGUAUAAGUUUUACAUUGACAAACUGGAUCAUUAUAACGACCAUAAAAUUUGCGAAAUGUUGACGUUGAAUGAGACCUUAAAACUCUCGUAUCAUCAACUUGUUUUUUUUUUGUUUGUUUUUUUUUUUUUUGUUUGUUUUUUUUGUAGCCUGUCUCGAUUUAAAAUCUGAUUAUACAUAGAACAAGCAAUGGCGUAUCAAAUCAGUUGAGAUAAAUAAACACUAUAUAUAGGGAUAAAGGAAUGUUGUUGCUACAUGAAUAUGGGAAAUCGACGAUGGAGAAGGUGAAAUCAAAUGAUAAACAUCGAUGUUGAAUGAAAUAUAUAAGUACGAGGCAGGUGUGAAAGACUCUGAAGAUCUUGCCAAUGAAGAACUGCGUCAUCUUUUUGAUAUAUAAUGCAAAGUAAGUGUACGUAGAAGCAGAGUGGUGUUAACAAAUUAAUUUUUCAAUAACUAAUCAUUAGAUAUAAAUAUUCCUUUUCCCAUUUCUGUUGAUGAAUCAACCGUCUUUGAUGUCAAGAACGCUGCUAAGUUAAGGCUUCUGUUUUGUCUUGAUGGAUGAAAAGCAACGAAAAUGCAGGAGACCACGAUUUAUUCUAGAACAUAUGGAAGAAAUGAAGUUCAACAACUGUACAGGUGAAAUAAAUACAGAGCAACUGCGCUGAACAACACUUCAGUAUCAUCAUCGAACAGAGAGAAAAUGACAAGCAAUUCAAUACUAGUACCGUCAUCAACCACAGUAACAGAUACUUCAGUGCAAACGCUAUCCUCCAACACUGAGUCAAUGUCCAGUACAGUGACACCUGUAACGAGAACGGCGUUACUUAGUUCAACACCGACAAGAGGAUCACUUAGUUUAACGGGGGAUCUGACACCGACAACAGCGUCACUUAGUUCAACGGGGGAUCUGACACCGACAACAGCGUCACUUAGUUCAACGGGGGAUCUGACACCGACAACAGCGUCACUUACUUCAGCGGGGGAUCCGACACCGACAACAGCGUCACUUAGUUCAGCGGGGGAUCCGACACCGACAACAGCGUCACUUAGUUCAGCAGGGGAUCCGACACCGACAACAGCGUCACCAAGUUCAGCGGGGGAUCCGACAACAGCGUCACUUAGUUCAGUGGGGGAUCCGACAUCAGCGUCACUUAGUUCAGCGGGGGAUCCGACACCGACAACAGCGUCACUUAGUUCAGCGGGGGAUCCGACACCGACAACAGCGUCACUUAGUUCAGCGGGGGAUCAGACACCGACAACAGCGUCACUUACUUCAGCGGGGGAUCCGACAUCGACAACAGCGUCACUUAGUUCAACUAUGGUGCAAACGACAGCAACAGAUAUUUUUGGCACAACAAUUUUAUCAACCUGUACACAUUGUGAAUGCAUUGAAGAUGUAUAUAACGCAAGUGGAGUGUAUGAUCUGGCUGUAAAGGGAACCCCAAUCACUGUCUAUUGUGAAAUCAAAGUCGGACAUAGUUGGACGGUUAUAUUCAGACGAACCAGAGGGGAUGUAACAUUCAACAGAAACUGGACAGAAUAUGAAAAUGGAUUUGGCAACGUAGGCGGUGACCUCUGGCUAGGAUUAAAGAAUAUCAACUAUUUCACUAUGUCUGGAUGGAGUGUUUUGAGGGUGGAGAUGGAAGAUAUCGAUGGGUAUGCUGGCUAUGCCCAAUACAGUACGUUUGUGGUCGAAGACACCUCAACAGAAUACAGGUUAAAUGUCGCUAAAUAUGCUGGAACAUCAGGAUAUGAUGCAUUCAGUUAUCACGAUGGUAUGAAAUUUUCGACAAAAGAUCAUGACAAUGACUUGUCGUUGUAUACGAACUGUGCCUCUCACUACGGAGAACCCUGGUGGUCCAGAAACUGUGCACGGAUGAAGUUUACAAGAGACAACUUUAACGAUCUUGGAUGGGGUAAUUGGUACAUGGGAAACUACAAACAGUUAGUGAAAAUUACGAUGAUGAUCCGAAAACCAGUAGUUAUCGAUACAUCAGGAUGUGCAGAUUGUGAUUGUGUUGGCGCAUUGACCAGUGAGAGUAGAGUGUAUAGGAUAACCGUGAGAGGAAAUCCGACUGAUGUGUACUGCGAAAUGAGGAACGGUUAUAACUGGAUGGUUAUUUUCAGAAGAACUAUUGGCGAUGUUGCCUUUAACAAUAUGUGGACAACUUAUGAAAAUGGAUUCGGAAACUUGAACGGCGAUCAUUGGUUAGGUCUAAAGGAUAUAAGCUAUUUCACAUCCUCCGGUUGGGACUGUUUGCGAGUGGAGAUGGAGGAUGUCGACUCCUAUAUUGGCUACGCUCAGUACAGCACCUUUGAAGUCGGCGAUGCAUCGACUGAAUAUAGACUCAGCAUAUCAGGAUAUUCUGGAACCGCUGGCUAUGACGCAUUCACUUACCACAACAACAUGAAAUUCUCAACACGAGAUCGUGAUAAUGAUCUAUCAGCUACAAAGAACUGUGCCUCUUUGUAUGGCGAACCCUGGUGGAACAACGAUUGCAGUCGAAUGAUGUUUACUAGGGACAAUUUUAGGGAACUUGGGUGGUACAACUGGUACACAGGCAACUACAAACAACUGGUGAAGAUCACAAUGAGUAUCCGUAAAUCAGGCUGAGUUCGGAUAGAUACUCUUGGCAUUUGUAGUGCGAUACUUGUGCACGUGUUUGUUCAAGGUUUUUGCGUUAAUAAAAUAUCACAGCAAUACAAACUACGAGUGAUAAAAAGUGAAACCUCUUUGUACAAUAAAGUUGCAUUUUAAUGUACGAUUUCAAAUAUACUUCAAGCAUGUUCAAAGUAAACCUGGCACCGCUGUAUCUCGCUAAUUACAUUACAUGUAUAUUUCAAUUUCAUAAUUGUUUAUUCUCCUGAUUCUAUCGUGCGAGAUUAAAAAUAAGGAUCUCCUCUGGAAUAUCAAAAUGCCUAACUUCAUCUAAUAAUUAUCAGUUGUAUAGUCGAAUGAAUGUUGGUUAUUAAAUGAC
This is a messenger RNA of Ostrea edulis (European flat oyster), 3555 nucleotides long. Its product is annotated as tenascin-like. The coding region runs from base 1278 to 3191 and encodes 637 amino acids. Lineage: Eukaryota; Metazoa; Mollusca; Bivalvia; Ostreida; Ostreidae. The transcript has 10 exons. The record is from RefSeq and is a predicted model, not a curated record.